Oncorhynchus gorbuscha (pink salmon) is the source of this 1425-nucleotide messenger RNA. RefSeq names its product secretin receptor-like. Gene Ontology annotation, cellular component: plasma membrane. The record is from RefSeq and is a predicted model, not a curated record. The transcript is spliced from 9 exons. Gene Ontology annotation, molecular function: G protein-coupled peptide receptor activity; peptide hormone binding; secretin receptor activity. Lineage: Eukaryota; Metazoa; Chordata; Actinopteri; Salmoniformes; Salmonidae. Gene Ontology annotation, biological process: adenylate cyclase-modulating G protein-coupled receptor signaling pathway; cell surface receptor signaling pathway.
AGUCACUGGUUAGAAUCCCCGAACCGACGAGGUCAAAAAUCUGUCGACGUGUCCUUGAGCAAGGCACUUAACCCCAAUUGCUCCUGUAAAUCACUCUGGAUAUGAGCGUCUGCUAAAUGACUAAAAUGUAAAUGAUUCACAACGAUCAAACAAGGACUGCCGUUGUACUGUUUGCCUUAAAAUGCAUGACAACAAACCACCAAACACAUGUAUCCCCCCCCCAAACAUUUGACACACUUUGAUGAUUAGAAUUUGAGAGAAAAAAGAAGACUGUACCUGAUUUGUUUUUCUUAUUCAGACUGCAAGGGUAUGUGGGACCACUUGAAUUGCUGGUCUCCUGCUUUUGUAGGGGAAACUGCAUCACACAACUGUCCCGACUUCUUCAAAUCAGAAGGUAAAGUGUACCGGAACUGCACAGACACGGGCUGAACGGACCCAUUCCCUCCUUAUGAGCAUGCAUGUUUCAACGAAACCUUCCACUUACUUGGAGAGUCACAUGACACCCACAUGUACUUCCCCUAUGUGAAGACCAUGUACACUGCAGGCUACGCUCUCUCUCUACUCUCUGUCACCAUUGCCAUCACCAUCCUCUUGUCUCUUUAGAAACUGCACUGCACCAGAAACUACAUCCACAUCCACUUUGUUUCCUUCAUCCUGCGUGCUACCUUCAUCUUCAUCAAAGACUCUGUGCUCUUCACCGAUGAAGACUUCUACCACUGUGAUGACUACCCAGUGGCGUGUAAGUUAGUGGUGAUGUUCUCCAACUACUGCAUCAUGGCUAACUACAGCUGGCUGCUGGUGGAGGGACACUACCUACACACCCUGGUCAGCAUCUCCUUCUUCUCCAAGAAGAAACACUUUUGGUGGUACAUCAUCCUGGGCUGGGGUUUGCCAAUGAUUGUCAUUGUAUCCUGGGGCUUGGCAAAAUACUUCUAUGAGGAUGAAGGCUGCUGGGAGACAAGGGUACAUGACUGGGUUUGGUGGAUUCUCCGAUUACCAGUCCUACACUUCAUAAUUAUUAAUUUGGUAUUUUUUCUGAGCAUCUUAAGAAUUCUGGUGGGAAAACUACAGAUGCCAGACAUGCAUGGAAAUGAAUUCAGCCAAUACAAGAUACUUACCAAAUCGACUUUUCUUUUGGUGACCCUCUUUGGUGUGUACUACAUCCUCUUUGCCUUCUUACCCAUAAGAGUCAGUGGUUUAACAUACAAAAUAUGGACCUUUGUUGAGCUGGCUCUUGCAUCAACACAGGUCAUUUUCACUGACUUUUAUUUUUUUACUUUGCGGGAAUACUAAUUGAUGUCUAAAUUCCCCUUUAUUCCUUUUCAGGGCUUUGGAGUUGCUGUUCUAUACUGUUUUCUAAAUGGGGAGGUAGGGUUUUUUGCCCAUUUCUCAAAACUAUUAUGCAAUUUGAAAUAAGUGGUAUAA